Molecule: messenger RNA, 365 nt
Organism: Lipotes vexillifer (Yangtze River dolphin)
Lineage: Eukaryota; Metazoa; Chordata; Mammalia; Artiodactyla; Lipotidae
Product: probable lipid phosphate phosphatase PPAPDC3
Exons: 1
Cellular component (GO): nuclear envelope
Molecular function (GO): sphingosine-1-phosphate phosphatase activity
Source: RefSeq, a predicted model, not a curated record
CCCUGCUCCUGGACAUCAUGACAGUGGCUGGCGUGCAGAAGCUCAUCAAGCGGCGUGGCCCGUUUGAGACGAGCCCCAGCCUCCUGGACUACGUCACCAUGGAUAUCUACGCCUUCCCCGCCGGGCACGCCAGCCGCGCGGCCAUGGUAUCCAAGUUCUUCCUCAGCCACCUGGUGCUGGCGGUGCCUCUGCGCGUCUUGCUGGUGCUCUGGGCCCUCUGUGUGGGCCUGUCUCGGGUCAUGAUCGGCCGCCACCACAUCACCGAUGUCCUCUCCGGCUUCGUCAUUGGCUACUUCCAGUUCCGCCUGGUCGAACUGGUCUGGAUGUCCUCCAACACCUGCCAGAUGCUCAUCUCCGCCUGGUGA